AUGGCUCGCGAAGAUAGUCCCAAGAGGCGUAAACUUGACUCUGACCGGUUUGCCGUACCAUCAAGACCGUCGACUGCAAAAACGUUCCGCUCAGCUCAAACCCCAUUGCACAGUAGAAGCAGUGGGAAUCAGACACCAUAUAUACAAAAGAAUGGGGUUGGGAAUGCGUCUGCAUUUUCGACACCACAAGCCUCUAAAUAUGCCUCUACACCGCGCCAAAAGGAAUUCGACGGACCGGAGCCAUUCGUCAAUGAGGAAGACGCCAACGCUCUAGACCGAGACUGGUAUGCGGGAGACGAGUUUGGGCAUACGUUGGGUGACGAGUCCCACAAUCCUUUUGGCUCAGAUGCGUCAUGGGCCAACCGGCAAGCAGAAGCGGCCCUGGCCGAGAAGAAGAAGAGCAGCCGGGUCAGCGCAAAGGCUGUCCAGAAACAACGGGACGUGGAUGCUUGGGAGACCAAUCGAUUGCUCACUUCAGGUGUUGCGCAGCGCAGAGAUCAUGAAGCCGACUUUGAGGAUGACGAAGAGGCUACAAGGGUACACCUGUUGGUCCAUGAUAUUAAGCCGCCAUUCCUAGAUGGUCGAAAGAUUUUCACUAAGCAGCUCGAUCCAGUGCCAGCAGUGAGGGACCCUCAAAGUGACAUGGCUGUCUUCAGUCGCAAAGGAAGCAAAGUGGUGAAGGAGAAGAGGCAGCAAAAGGAAAGGCAGAAGCAGGCGCAAGAGGCUACGAAUAUGGCUGGUACUGCGUUGGGAAAUCUUAUGGGUGUCAAAGAGGAUGAAGGGGACAGUGCGGCGCCUGCUCCGGGCGACCAAGAGGUCAAGAGCGGCAACAAAUUUGCUGAGCACCUCAAGAAAAACGAAGGACAAAGUCUCUUUAGUAAGAGUAAAACACUUCGAGAGCAAAGGGAGUAUCUCCCUGCAUUUGCGGUGCGGGAAGAGCUACUUCGAGUGAUACGAGACAACCAAGUGGUCAUCGUGGUGGGCCAGACAGGUUCAGGGAAGACGACGCAGCUCACACAGUUUCUCUACGAAGACGGCUACGCACAGUCAGGACUCAUAGGAUGCACGCAGCCUCGAAGAGUAGCGGCCAUGAGUGUCGCUAAACGAGUCAGUGAAGAAAUGGAAGUCAAGCUUGGCGGACUAGUUGGCUACGCCAUUCGUUUCGAAGAUUGCACCAGCAAGGAGACCGCUAUCAAGUACAUGACUGAUGGGGUGCUCCUCCGCGAGUCCCUAAAUGAACCCGAUCUGGACAGGUACUCUUGUAUCAUAAUGGACGAGGCUCACGAACGCGCACUCAACACUGAUGUGCUCAUGGGUCUGAUAAAGAAAGUCCUCGCUCGGCGGCGAGAUUUGAAGCUAAUCGUCACUUCGGCCACCAUGAACUCGGAUCGAUUUUCGCGUUUCUAUGGUGGAGCUCCAGAGUUCUUUAUUCCCGGGCGUACUUUUCCUGUUGAUAUACAAUACUCGAGAACGCCUUGCGAAGAUUAUGUGGACAGCGCUGUCAAGCAAGUCUUGGCCAUCCACGUGUCCCAGCCUGCGGGAGAUAUCCUGGUCUUCAUGACCGGCCAAGAGGAUAUCGAAAUUACCUGCGAGCUUGUGGAGGAGCGAUUAAAGCUGCUGAAUGACCCACCGAAGUUAAGUAUUCUCCCAAUCUACAGUCAGAUGCCCGCGGAUCUACAGGCGAAGAUUUUCGAAAAGGCUGCGCCUGGCGUGCGCAAGGUCAUUGUGGCCACAAACAUUGCGGAAACUAGUCUGACUGUGGACGGUAUUAUGUACGUUGUUGACGCUGGCUUCUCGAAGCUAAAAGUUUAUAAUCCUCGAAUGGGCAUGGACGCUCUACAGAUCACGCCGAUUUCUCAGGCCAAUGCAUCUCAGCGUGCUGGGCGUGCGGGAAGGACAGGACCGGGCAAAUCGUUUCAUUUAUUCACGGAGGCUGCAUUCAAGGACGAAUUCUAUAUCCAGACCAUACCAGAGAUUCAGAGAACCAACCUAGCUAACACUGUACUAUUGCUGAAGUCAUUGGGCGUCAGAGACCUUCUAGACUUCGACUUCAUGGACCCGCCACCGCAAGAUACGAUCACGACUUCUCUUUUCGACCUAUGGGCCCUUGGAGCUCUAGAUAACAUUGGGGAUCUCACCCCAAUGGGCAAGAAGAUGACCGCUUUUCCUAUGGACCCUUCACUCGCUAAGCUGAUCAUAACCUCGGAGGAAUACGGCUGCAGUGAGGAAAUGCUCACCAUUGUCUCCAUGCUUUCAGUGCCAAGCGUCUUCUACCGUCCAAAGGAGCGACAGGAGGAGUCAGAUGCUGCACGAGAGAAGUUCUUCGUCUCUGAAUCAGAUCAUCUCACGCUUCUCCACGUCUACACGCUAUGGAAAGCAAACGGCUACUCAGACGGUUGGUGCAUACGGCAUUUUCUCCACCCAAAGGCCGUCAGACGAGGUAAGGAGAUUCGAGAGCAACUGCACGACAUUAUGAAAGUUCAGAAGAUGGAACUGACCAGUUGUGGUACUGAUUGGGAUGUCAUACGCAAAUGCAUUUGUUCGGGAUAUUAUCACCAGGCUGCUAAACAGAAGGGUGUUGGAGAAUACAUCAAUCUGAGGACUAGCGUCACUGUUCAGUUACAUCCGACGAGUGCCUUAUAUGGGUCGGGUUUCAUGCCGGACUACGUGGUGUAUCAUGAGCUCAUCCUCACUUCCAAGGAGUACAUGUCUACUGUCACUGCUGUGGACCCACACUGGCUUGCCGAACUUGGAGGCGUCUUCUACUCUGUGAAAGAAAAGGGCUACUCGGCUCGCGAGAAGCGAGUCACCGAACAUGAAUUCAACCGAAAGAUGGAGAUCGAGGCAAAGAUGGCUGAAGACAAAGAGCGAGAGGCUCAAAGGAUCACGAAAGCUGCGGAGCUUGGGACGGCCGCUAAAAGGCCAGUCAUUUCAGCGAUCAAGCGUGUGUCAACACAGGGAGCAGUGAAGAGACCUCUAACACCUAGGAUUGGACGAGGCUUUUGA
This is a messenger RNA of Letharia columbiana, 3006 nucleotides long. RefSeq lists its product as uncharacterized. The transcript has 2 exons. The coding region runs from base 1 to 3006 and encodes 1001 amino acids. Lineage: Eukaryota; Fungi; Ascomycota; Lecanoromycetes; Lecanorales; Parmeliaceae. Gene Ontology annotation, molecular function: RNA binding; ATP binding. Gene Ontology annotation, cellular component: intracellular anatomical structure; spliceosomal complex. Gene Ontology annotation, biological process: mRNA splicing, via spliceosome. The record is from RefSeq and is a predicted model, not a curated record.